Molecule: messenger RNA, 1713 nt
Organism: Endocarpon pusillum Z07020
Lineage: Eukaryota; Fungi; Ascomycota; Eurotiomycetes; Verrucariales; Verrucariaceae
Exons: 4
Coding region: 1-1713 (570 amino acids)
Biological process (GO): protein modification process; endosome to lysosome transport; protein transport
Cellular component (GO): ESCRT I complex
Molecular function (GO): ubiquitin binding
Source: RefSeq, a predicted model, not a curated record
AUGGCCAACGUCUCUCAGAAGACAUUGCAUUGGCUCUACAACGUUUUGAGCAAGGAAUAUCGUGACCCGAAUCGCGCCUAUUCAGAUCUUGCGCAGACAUUGGAACGUUUCCCUACCAUUUCUCCGCGAACAGAUGUCUAUACUUUCGAGAAUGGGUCGUCCGCCCUCCUUGUACGUCUGUAUGGCACCCUGCCGGUGUCCUUUCGGAACAUGACAUACCGCUUCCCUGUGGAGAUCUGGAUUCCACAUACAUACCCCCACGAGCCCCCAAUCGCAUACAUUACGCCUACAAGCGAGAUGCUUGUAAGGCCUGGAAGACACGUCAGUGGUGAGGGCAGGGUGUACCAUCCGUACCUGGCGCAUUGGGCUACAGCAUGGGAUAGGUCGAAUGUGGUUGAGCUUCUUUCAAUACUCGGCGACGUCUUUUCGAAAGAGCCGCCGGUUAUAUGGAGACAACAGGUCGGCAGUAUCCCACAGCAAUCUCCAAGACCACCACCGCUACCUCCUCAUCCUCAUGGACUAUCUCAGACAUCUCAUAAUAGCGCUACGCAAUCUACCUCCACAGCACAAAGUCCUCCACCACCGCCGCCACCUCCUCCACCUAAGCAACAAAUGGGAGCAGAUAUCAAUGGAGUACUAACACCAACUCCUUUAGGUCGAUAUGAUGCGCCUCCUCCACUACCAGAUUCUGCACGCUCGGCAUCCACACAAACAAACCCAACCCUUCAUGCUAGCCCCAAAACUUCUUCCUCUCAGUUUAUGCCACAACGAAACAGUAGCUUGAGACAGUCCAUGACACCUCUACAGUUCCAACAGCAGCAGAACUUCUCCCCACCGAUGUCCUCUCAGGGUGUAAACAAUGCCUCAUUCUCAACACCCCCAGAUGGAAUCCCUCCCCAAUCUGUUGUUUCUUUGACAUCACCUUCAGAAACACGUCUUCUCUACCGGCAAAGUUCGACUUCACAAUCAGAACAACCGCCUCAGAAUAUCCCUUACAGCCAACCUCAGUUUCAGCCCGCAGCACCUAAUUUCCCAUCUCAUCCACAGCAAAAUUCAGUGGUCACUACCCAGCAUCAACGACAACCAGUGCAUCCGAGGCCACCGCCUCAACCAAAGCCGCCACCGGUGAAUCUGCUCGAUUCGCCAUUCGACAUCAACCUACCAGUCUUGUCAUCUGCAAACAUUCCCGCACCACCUAUUCCACCCAAUCCCGAAAAAGAUGCCCUCCUGUCCGCGCUUUCGCAAUCCAUCACCCAAGCACUGCAUCAAGACAUGUCGCAAAACGCGGCGUCCCUACCACUACUACAAUCCCAAAACGAAGCUCUCAACAGCUCCCUGCGCACGCUAGAGUCAGAGAUAACCCAACUCCAAGCCCUGCAAGGCACGCUAACCGGCAACAUCACCAUCCUCCAAAAAUCGCUCCGAGAAGCCGAUCAGUGCAUCUCCUCGGCCCACGCACGCGCCCAACGAGGCGAAAUCCCCAAGAUCGACGACAUGCUCACCGCGCCCACAGUGGUGGGGAAGCAGCUGUAUGAUGUCGUGUGUGACGAGCGAGGCAUAGAGGCAGCGAUAUGGGCGCUGCAGGCUGCGUUGACGAGGGGGAGGAUCGGUGUGGAUGUUUGGGCCAGAAAGACGAGGGAGCUGAGUCGGGAGGGGUUCAAGAAGAAGGUUUUGAGGGAGAAGAUUGCGAGGGGGAUGGGGCUGGAGGUGUGA